CUUCGUAGUAUUUUUUUUUCAAACAGUGUUAUAACUGUGUAAGCACCCACCGUUCUUGUAUUCAUUCUUGGAUGCGCAAGCACCCACAGUUGUUGUAUUCUUCAUUCUUAGACAUAUAUGUCUACAAAUCUGGGCUGCGAUCAAUGACUCCAUCCUCCAAAUUUUGCAAUACGAAAAUGGGGUACUGUCUCUUUCAAUACUCUUCUUGCAUUUCAUCUUAUUUUUUCACACUUGAACCUUUGCUGUUAUCUUUUGGUGGUAGUCAGUCGGUGAAAGGGUGGUUUUUAAAGAAUGAAAUGAAAAAAAGAAGACAACCGUACAAAUUUGAAGAAAGGGUUGAAAUGGGUUGCCUCUGAUCUAGGGCACACAACUUGUAUGUGAAUCAAAAGAAAGGGUUACCCCCUUUUCUUGUGAUUCUCUGAACUUGGAUGUGCCUUUCCGAGGUUCUUUCACAUGACGUUAUUUUCCUUUGUCUUUUUGUUGGACAUGAUUUCUGAAUAUAUGCUCUUCUAGUGAAAUUUUAUGAUCCUCUGGGCUUUGUUUCAUUCGCGCUCUAUUACGGAGUAUUUGCUUGUGGGUAAAGAAGGGUCUUAAGAAUUUAUUUCUAUUGAGUUUAAUUUACUUGUACACAGUUCUUCCACGAUUGUUUGUUGAUGUUUUUGGGGGUGACCAGAUCUGGCUCACAGUUUGGGUAGCAUACGGAGAUUUGGGGGCUUUUAUGAUUUUGUUGUUAGAUAUCUGAUCUCCGCACUAUGGAAAAUGUGGUGUGGAUGGCAUUGGUUUUUGCGCCAGGAUUAUUAACCUUGGUAAUUAAGGGAGUAGGCGAGGUAGUUUAACCAUGAAAGGUUCUCUUCUUCUAGAGGUUAACUUUCAUUACUACUCCUUGAAUAGUGAUUUUGAUGGACAAGAUGUAUCAAGCUGUUGUGGUUCCAUUUAAUUUAGGCAACUUCGUCUCUGAUAACCAAAUCCACAUGGAUGUCACUAACCUAAAUGUGAUUAGCUAUUCUGAGAGUGAGCUUAAUGUCACAAUUUCGAGUACUGCCCGGGAGAGUGAGGAUGAUGAUCUGAUUAUUGACUCAUCAUGUUCCGUAUCCGUGGGGAGUGAUUCUAUUAGCAUAUGCAAUGAUGAUUUGUUAGCUGAGUUGGCUUGUGCUGAAGGGUCCUGCCCUAAACCAACCGUUGUUCACCAUCAACCACCCACCAUUCAUAAAGAUUCUUUGGGUGGAAUCGUGAGCAGGAGUGUUUUUGAAGUGGAUUAUGUGCCGCUUUGGGGGUAUGCGUCUGUGUGUGGAAGGAGGGCAGAAAUGGAAGAUGCGGUUUCAACUGUGCCGAGCUUCUUUAAGGUUCCUCUGGAGAUGCUAAUCGGCAAUCCUCUGCCAGAUGGAAUGAAAGGGCAUUUGAGUCAUUUGACUGCUCAUUUCUUUGGAGUCUAUGAUGGUCAUGGUGGCUCUCAGGUUGCAAAGUACUGUCGUGAUCGGAUUCACACUGCACUGGAAGAAGAGCUAUGUAAUGAACUAAGAAAAGAAAAUGUUGAAAAUACUCAAGCAUUAUGGAGAAGGGCAUUUGGCAAUUGUUUUGUGAAGGUUGAUGCUGAAGUUGGGGGGCAGGGAAGUGUUGAGCCAGUUGCUCCAGAAACAGUGGGGUCUACGGCUGUUGUUGCCAUCGUUUGUUCAUCUCACAUAAUCGUGGCAAACUGUGGCGAUUCAAGAGCGGUUCUCUGUCGUGGGAAAGAACCAAUGGCGUUAUCCGUGGAUCAUAAACCCAACAGAGAGGAUGAAUGUGAACGGAUUGAAGCAGCUGGGGGGAAAGUUAUACUGUGGAAUGGGCAUCGAGUCUUUGGCGUUCUUGCAAUGUCAAGGUCCAUAGGAGACAGAUAUUUGAAACCUUGGAUCAUUCCAGAUCCCGAGGUGUUGGUUGUUCCAAGAACAAAGGACGAUGACUGCCUUGUUCUUGCCAGUGACGGAUUGUGGGAUGUGAUGACGAACGGAGAAGUCUGUGAUUUGGCCCGAAAGCGCAUUCUCCAAUGGCACAAGAAGAAUGGUGGAGGCAGUGGUGAGAGGGGCGAGGGCAUGGACCCCGCAUCUCAAGCUGCAGCGGAGUACCUAUCCACCCGUGCCCUUCAGAAGGGAAGCAAGGACAAUAUAACUGUGAUUGUGGUGGACUUGAAAGCUCAAAGAAAGUUUAAGAACAAAACCUAACCCUGUCCUCAUAGUAUAAAAACUUCACAAGAGACAGCAGCAUAUAAGAACACCCCCUGUAGGUAUUACUGCUAUUACGUGUUAAGGGCACCUCUUUUAUAGAUUUUUUGUGUGUAUUUUAUUUUUUAUUUGAAACUUUAUUUAGGUACUUAGUAAAAUUGGAAGGCAUUCGUAAAUGUGGUGCUUUAGGGGAGAAAUUUACACACAAUGUGGUUAGUAACUGAUUAAAUGUAAAAAGGGUUAUUAUCAUGCCUCCGAAUUGUGGAAGGCUUUGGAA
Messenger RNA from Cuscuta epithymum, 2475 nucleotides. The record is from the annotation of a GenBank genome assembly. Lineage: Eukaryota; Viridiplantae; Streptophyta; Magnoliopsida; Solanales; Convolvulaceae.